AUCCAAGUGUGUUGUAUUCUUAAUGAAUUAGUCAAAGGUGUAUGUGGGUUACAUUUUAUCACUGACAAUGCUCAGGACGGAUAUUAAGGAUCGUACGGUUCAUCGGGUUGUUUAAAUACCGGGGUCCUUAGUACCACAUAUGUACAGAAUAUACAGUCUUCGUAAGCUUAGGCCACAGACGAGUAGGGGUUGUACGGGCAUGGGGGUUUAAAUGUACCCGGGAAUUAUCGGAACAGGUCUGUCCAUUCUGUAAUGUCUAAGUAAUUACAUAAUGGAGGCGACAGGCAAAAAAGGAGAGGAGGAGGAGCAAGAGGAAGAUGAUGACCAAGAACCGGCGCCACUUAUAUCCCAACAGGCGCUCAAAGACCGAUUAUGGACAAUCGUUACAGAAGGCAAAUUUAAAGAUCUGAAGAAAUUUUUCCACAUUUUUCGCAAGAACGAUGUUCCAUUGGACGACUUCAAUGACGAUUUCGACGAAGACGGUGGGAAUGUAUUGAUGCAAUGUGUGAAGGAAGGAUGUGACCGGGGCAAUUCGUUCGGACGGGAUUAUAUAAAGUGUAUUCGUCUGCUUAUAGAGAAAGGGACAUCCACUGAUGACCAGGAUAAGGCGGGUCGAACCCCACUCCACUGGGCUGUGUUCAGUAAAAAUGUGAAUUUCGUGAAUGAGUUAAUAGAAAGCGGGGCCGACCCGACCAUUCGUGAUCAGGAUGGGAUGGACCCCUUUCAUCUAAGUAUAAUAAUAGGUGCCAAGGAAAUAUUUAACUCCAUUGUUCGAGAUCGGGAGGUGGAGUUCCUCGACCACAAAGAUGGGAAGGGUGUGCCACCUGUGGUUGCAGCCAUACAGCACAGACAGUUAGACUUUGCACGACGUCUUUUGGACCUGGGCGUCGACAUCAACGCCACUGACCGCAGGCUCAAACGCACUGCCUUACACUACGCCAUCUCGCUCAAACGUUUGGAUUUAUACGAACUUCUACUAAAAUAUAAGCCCGAGGUAGACGUAGCGGACUACCAGGGUAAGACAGUAUUUCAUCGCGUGUGUGGCAACAAGGAUCCAAGGUACUUUCAGAAGCUGAUAGAGACUUAUAACGGCAUACCGGAGGACGUCAUGGAUCAGGCAGCGGAUGAUGGCAUGACGCCUGUCAUCAUCGCCUGUCAGAAUGGCAACCCAGAACAACUCAAAGAGCUCCUGGAUAAAGGGGCCUCUGCCAGCGAUGCAGACAAGACUGGUAAGUCAGCGCUACAUUACUGUGCCGACAACUUAGAGACACAAUGUGCGGAGAUGAUCCUACACAAAGACGGGGAUCUCCUCAACUCCAAGGAUGAGCAGGGGUUCACGCCCCUCCACAUGGCUGUGAUAGGGGGCAAUGCCCCCCUCCUGCGUCUCCUGUUGAAGAAGGACGCAGAUAUUAACUGUCUAGAUAAUGAACACCACACCGUGGCACACUGGGCGACAGGGCAUCACAUGACAGGACGUAAAGUAUGUGGCCACCUAGAGGUGCUGGAGAUUUUACUGGAGAACGGAGCAGAUGUGUCGCGGGCAGACAGUCACGAGGCUUUCCCUAUACACUAUGCGGCCCAGAUGAAUGGCAAGGAGAAUGGUCACACUGAUCCGAAGAUUGGCGAGAAAGUGCUCAAAAAACUUGUUGACAAUGGUGUGCCAACAGAUGUCCUCGACAAAGAUGGUCGCCAGCCUUUACUAUGGGCAGCUAGUGCUGGUAACUCCGAGUCCUGUAAAUUGUUAGUGAAAGCAGGCGCUGAUGUAAACGCUAUAGACAAGGAUGGACUGUCAGCUCUCCAUUGUGCAGCAUCGCGUGGUCAUGUCAAGUGUAUAGAGACACUGAAAAACCUGGGGGCCAAUGUAGACCUGGCCGACAAAAACAACUGUACAGCACUGUUCUAUGCCAUCACACUGGGAAACAAAGAAUGUACCAAGGCCCUCCUCAAAUUUGGUUCCAACCCAAAUCACCAGGAUAACCGCGGUCGAACGCCGACCCACUGUGCUGCAAUUAAGGGGUGUGUGGAUACAGUCAAGAUGCUGGACAAACAUACUGCCCAGCUGUGGACACCCAGCAUCCGUGAGGACUGCCCCAUUCAUGAGGCUGCUCAAGGUGGAUUCUGUGAUGUUGUGAAGUACCUGUUGAAGUGGAAGAAUGAUCCUAGUGCUGUGAAUAUACCUAAUAAGGGAGGUCGUACCUGUCUACACAUAUCAGCCAUAGUCAACAACCUUCCUCUCUGUAAACUCCUCAUCGACAAUGGUGCUGACAAGAAUGCCGCAAUGAUCCACAAGGAUAAGACAUACACUCCCUAUGAUGCUGCAGUAGUAAAAGGUAACCAAGAGACUGCUGAGUAUAUCAAGGGCAAAGGUGGAAACUCUGCUUCAAAUCUUGACAAAACAGGCAAGCGUGAGUCUAAGUCAGCUAAAUCCCGCCGGAGUGUACUCACACUUGAGAGUACACCAGAAGAGCGUGAAAAAGAGGAACAAGCUGAAUAUGACAAAAAGGGAGAUGUUAUUUUGACUCCAGUUUCUUCUCCUUCCAAAGGCAAAAAAGGAGGAAAAGGUGAUAAAGAUAAGGACAGAGAGCAAGACAAAGAAGCUGAAAAGAAACACAAGGAAGCUGAAAAGAAGGGAAAAGACGAACAAAAAUCAGAUGGAGAGGAAGAUGAAGAUGAAGAGGAUGCAAAAGAUCCAGGAGUAAAACCAUUAGUAGCAGCUGGUGUAGGUCUCAAAGCUAAAGACAAAAAGAAUAAAGAUAAAGAAGCAGACACUAAAAAGAAAACAAAAGGAAAGUCUGAGGAGGAGAAGGAUUCAGAGAAACAACGGAAAGAAAGCCGGUCAGAGGAGGAGGAGGAGGAGAAGGAUACUAUUGACAAAACUGUUCCGCUAGGAAAGGCAGGUGUUGGUGCUAAGAGAAAAGGAAAAGGAGAAAAGGAGGAGGAAACUGAGGCAGAGGUAGAAGAGGAGGAAGCAGAGGACGACAACAUAGACGAAGCAGGAAAAAAGAGCAGAAAAUCUUCUGAACAGGACGACGAAGCUGCACGUGUUGCAGCGGCUGCAGCAGCUGCAACUGCUGUAAAAGUGAAGAGAAGAGGAAGCAAAGAGGCAGGCAAAAAGGACAGUCGUGGAGACAGUGGUGUAGAAGCUGAUUCAGAACAAGAAUCGUCAGAGGAGGACGGCCAAAAAGAGAAAGGGAAAGAGAAAAGUGAACAGCCCAAGGGAAAGACUGGUCAAACAGCAGGUGGACGAGUUCAUCGCAAGAAAAGAAAAGCAGAUACAGUUGAGGAAGAGGAAGAAGAAGAAGAAGAAAAAGAGGAAGGGGAGAGCGCUGGAAAGCAAGACACUGCUGCUUUAGCUGCAGCAGCAUUGCUAGCUGAGGAGGAAAAGAAGAAAAAGUCAAAACAGGAAAAAGGCAAAGAGGACCAAAACGAAGAAAAAAAGCAAAGGGAUUUAGAGGAACAGAAAAAGAAAAAGGAAUCUGAAAAGUUGAAAGAAGAAGAAAGGAAGAAGAAAGAAGCAGACAAAUUUAAAGAAGACGAAAGAAAAAAGAGAGAGGCAGCGGAGAAAUUAAAAGAAGAGGAAAAGAAGAAAAAGGCUGAGCAAAUAAAAGAAGCGGAGAAAAAGAAAAAGGCCGAGCAGUUAAAAGAAGAGGAGAGAAAGAAAAAAGAAGCUGCUGAAAAACUCAAAGAAGAAGAGAAGAAGAAAAAGGAAGCAGCAAAUAGGAAAGGUUUGAGAGUAGCAACUCCAAAACAAGGUGGUAAAACUGGCAUUGAAGCACAAGACCAUUCACACGCUCCAGCGGCAGGUGCAGCUGGGAUAGGAUUGAAAGCAGCUUUAUCAGCAGGCAAGGAUAAUAAGGAGAAAGCAGAAGUUCAAAAGGAAGAGGUUGGAAUUCAGACUGAUCGGAAGGAGGAGAAAGAGAAGCCAAAGACAACCGACACUGGAAUACAGACAAAGAAAAAUCAUACCAGACAGAGUGGCAGUCAGACUGAAUUAUCAGGUGACCAGGUGGUCAGUAGAGAAUCGUCUCUUGAUCGUCAACCUAAAUCUCGUGUCAGGACUGCUUCUAAGGACGGUGAGUCUGAAGGAGAAUUUGAGGUUCCAAAAGGUUCUCCCGAGUCGGAAGCAGAAGCUCUGAGAGUAGCAGCUGCAAAGAGAAGUGUAUCACGGGCAGAGUCGGAAUCAAAUCGCGAGGAGAAACCACAAAGCAGGCAGCGUGUGAUACAGUCGCCUGCCAAAGUACCCACUGACGGUAGAAUUAGCCAGGGGUUAUUGACGAAUUCUCGGAAACCCUCACGCCAAAGAACAUUCGAGAGGAGUGACUCGCCAGAGCUCUCGUCAGGUGAAGAUAUUGAUGAAAAAGAUUAUGUUGAUGCUCAACCAAGAUCUCGUAAACAACGUGCCCAAAAUAAAUUACAAAAUAGGACACGCAGGCUAAGAAACCGCCAAGUAGCCGGAGUGUAUCAUCCUGACAGGCUUUCUAAACCUAUCUCUGUUCACAAACAAAUUAAAGACAAAAAGAAAUUAGCUCGUGAACGUGAUAGUCAAUUGAACGGAGGACUUGUGGAAAUGGAUCGUUCAGACGAAAUAAGUGAUCUUGAACACUCAAUUCUACGUACCCGCCGAGGUGGUGGGCGGUGUGUCAACUCUAUACAGGAGAGUGUGCGUCGGUAUCAGAGCGAGCGACGUAUGGUAAGACAACUUCAUCAGCUCAAGCGGGCCCAGAUCUACACGGGCCCAAUGCAUGACGUUGUCCUGUUCAGUAAGCUGAUGGAUGUGUAUAGAAACAAUGCCCCACAUGACGGAGACAGCACGCUUGACUCACAGGUGCUGGAGGACUGGGAAGGUUACCUCCGAGAUAACUUUGAGGAUAAAGAGGAUCAACUCCAGUUUGUUUCACAUUUCUACGAAGAUGAUAGGACUGGACUCCGAUCCGGAACCAACACAGUCAGGACUCGGCCUUCUAGAUCGGAGAAAUCGGCAAACUCUGCUAAACGUAGUGUGGACAACAGAUAUGCUGAAUUAAGAUUUAAAGAGGAGUUUGAUAUGACUGAAAGAGAGGCUGAGCGAGAAGCUUUGGACGACAGAAUGAAGGAUGCGGCGAAAAAAACCGACGAAUCGCUGAAGUCUGUCCACAGCAAGACUUCAAAUAGUCUCAACGAGGCAAAGAAAGUGAAUGACCAGCUCCAGAACGAUUUCCGCCGAGACGUCACGGAUCGUCUGAAGUCUGGCAAUUCGACAAAGAGAGAGCGCCAGUGGCUCAUCCAAGAGUCCUUGAGUGAUGAAGCCCAGUCUCAGGCCGAGAGUGCAGAGAAGGCAAGGAGAGAGAAAUACAAAGAAUGGCACAAGAAAAAGAAUGAAGAGCUAAGGCGGAAACUUCUUAAUGUCUACGGACCUGAUCAGGACUACUCCGAUCUUAAAAAUAGCAAGGCUCACUCUUUUAAGUCAUCUACGCCACGGAUUGCAUACACAUCUACCCCACGCCCAAAAUCUCAGAUAACGAUGACCAGCGGAGGUAUGUCUCAGGCCCAGUAUGGUAUGGACCGAGAGAUCACUGUUCAGAUGACGGAAUACGGCAUGCGGAGGGUAAAGAAAGAACCAGAUAAUCCAUUCGGAAACAAAGUGAAGAGCAAAAAAGGGCUUGUGCGUAAAGGCGUGUUGGAGCAAGAUCAUAGUGAAGCCAACUGGACGCCGAAGUUUGAUGGUUCUCUGAGACCUCGGGCAGGACUUGUGUUUGUGGAGCCAGAUAUCUACGAUGAGGCUCUAAAAGACGAACAGAGGAUGAAGAAAGCUUACUCUAUAGCAGCACGCAGUAGUGCAAACGUAACAAUGGAUGACGAACGUCUGUUAGGACCUGUAUCAUCAUGACCAAUGUCAUAGCUAGAUGCUUUAUCAUAAUUAUGUUUGGAAAAUGGGAACACUAUGGACAGAUUUGUGUGGACAAAUUGGCAUUUUUGUUUAAUAAAAUGUUGUGUAUGUACACCACAAGAACAAUAGCUGGUCAAGGACUCAUAAGUAAAGAAAGGCCAAAAAUAAUGAUGGGAAAAUGCAUCUCUUCCGGACAUGUUUAAGACCAGAGAUAUUUUUUGCUUCAAAACAAGUGGGCAAUGAAUCCAUGGAACCCAUCCUUUUAACACCCAACUAAAGGGGAUUUCUGGAUGAAUGUACACAGUUUAGUAACUUUAAAUGGUUAGAUAUGUGGAUGGUUUUCUGUUGGAAACAUUUCUGGUGAAACAUAUGUAUGUUGUACUAUUCUAAGUGUUAAUUUAUUCUUUAAUUGAUUUGACUGUAUAUUAUUUGAUUUUUUUUUUUAUUCCCGUAAAACAUGUUCUAUUUAAAUUAGUGCAUUGUUAUAUUUCAUGUUCUUUUUAAUGGCAUUUAAGUAUAACGUUCGAUGAUUUCAAGUCAUAUACAAUAACGUCACUUUGUCCGUUAUAAUGAGUCAAUAUACAUUUUGAAAUUCCUUUUUAAUAUACACUAUUGUGGUUGCUGAAAAAAUCUAAAUGUUUUUUUAGAAUUCUGUGUGAAACGCACCAGUUUUAACUCUUUAUUUUGUAAAUAUAGUUGAUGAAAUUAUGCACAAAUUGUUUACCAAUUUAAAAUGCUGUUUGUUACUAUGGAAGUAAAAAUAAUGUGAAAGCAUGAUAAAAAAUCCACCAUAGCCCGACUGUUCUACAGGGGUGUCCUAACGAAUGAUGGUUACAUAAAUAGAAGCAAAUAAAAUACAAACAAAUUAAAAGACAUAACAUUUGUCAAGUGUCUUAAAAAAUCGCAUGAGAUUUGGAUAUUUCGACAUUGCAAACUUCUUUUAUAUCGAAACAAUCAUAUUAUGCCAGGGAAAUAUUUUACUCGUGUUUGGUUUUUAAAAUAUCCAAUGAAAUUUAUAAAAUUAUUUGUAUAACAUAGUUAUACCUGUAACGAUAUAAAGAUUUCUAUAGGUGGUAAGUAGCGGACAUAUUCAAAAGGACUUUGUAUUAGAUAUAUUUGAAUAGUCGACAUAGUACCUUUAAAGUCAUAUUAAUUCGAUUUCAACUAUAGAUAUCAAAUGUUCUCGAAAACACUAUAGAUGUAUUUGUCUUGAAGCUGAUGAACGGUUAAGUCCGGAAUUACUUCCAUAUGUAAGUUGUUGGUGAGAAUGAUUGGGAGCUUACACGUACCUUUAUUUGCCUGGUUUUAUUUGGUGCCAUAAUAAAUGAACUCAUUGUUUAAAAUGUCUCUUACAUAGCGUAAUCAUCCCUCCCACAAAAACCUAUGACUCAUAGUGCUUACUGUUGUGUUGAAAAUCAAAGACGGAACAGAGUUCUGUUUAGAGCUUAUUUGAAAUCACUAUAAUUACUCUCCAAUCUGGAUUUGUUUUUCUCUUACCGUCUUGCUAGGUAUUUGACAUACAUCUCAGUUUUGUAAUGCGAUUAUCUAUAUUAUCUGAAGAGCAGUACCCAAUUAUCAAAGCUUGGUGUCUUUACUGUACACGUAUACCACAUGUAUAGGGCCUUAUACAUUAUAGACGUAUACAUUAUAAAAAUACACAAUUUCCUGUACAUGUGAAUAUAAUCAGUCACUGGUUUGAUAGUGCUAACAUAACUUACUUGAUCAUUUCUUUGAAAAAAAACCACUUUCUUUAACUGGAAAUCGUAACAGUCAUAUAAUUAUGUUAUUGAUUCAAGUUUAACAAGAAACAAGAACAGCUCUAACAAUCGAAACCCGUUGAUUUACAUCUAUCGGGUUUUUUCUGCCAAGAAUGAAAAUUGGAUGAAAGCACAUUAAUGAACGCAUCUCACUGUUAUGAUUUUUAAAUGUCACUAAUUAUAAACGGUGAAUAGUUUUGUUUAUAGGUCAAGGUAGUCCACUCUAUUAUUUGUAAAAAAAAUCUUCUAAUUUUCAAACUUUCCGUAAUUGUCUUUAAAUUCAUAUAUGAAAAACUAUUUUACGUGUAUUUCUGUUCUUCCUUGACAAUGUUACGUGAUGUGACGUCAGUGCUUGUAGACAUCACGCGUGCAUUUUGAUAUCGCAUUUUACACACAAAAAUGACACAGAUUGGAAAAAUCCAAUCAUACAUUCCGUACAAAUAAAGCUUCUCUUCAUUUAAUUCUUUGUAUAUAUGGUAAUGCGAUGAACAAGGUAUCCAUGGAGUGUGAAUUGAAUAUGAUGUAUAUCCAAUUUCGUGAAUAUGUUCUUAAAUUCACUCGUUGGAGCUCGCUUAUUAUAUUUGAAAAUUAAAUCGCUCUAUAAGUUACAACCAUAGUUUAGUAUCACUCAUAAAAUAUCGUUUACGUAAUAAUAAUAUUUUGAUUUAAGGCGACCUGCGAGAGAUUACUUCCAUUGUCAUUGUUAAUCUUUAUUUUUGCUGUUCAUAAAAUUGUAACAAAACAAAAUACAUUUAUAUUAACAAAUAUUUCGUAACCAAUUGUAUUGCAGACUUUACUUUAGCACUAGAUAUGCUGUUCGAUUUUUCUGUAAGAUGUGAUAAUAUAUUGAAAUACCAUCGUUUUGUUUCGUUUAUAAAGAAAUUCAAAUAGGAAAAUUGUCAAGGGAGAAAACUCUAGCUGGAUUGUGUUAAAAAUUCCACACUUACAGAUAUAUUAGGUUAGAAUUUCGAAGUCAGACAUGAAGAGACAAUCAAGGAAGUGCUUGUAGCCGAGUUGUUCUCAAUGUUUAUAUUUGAUUAAAAAAGGGAAACAGAAAAGUCAAAAUAAAGAUAUGAAUGUCAAUAAUAAUAUGUUUUGUGGUUUACUGUAGAUUAUUGUGAUAGUAACAUAUGUGAUAUGAAAUGUGAUAUUAAGAUAAUGAAUAUAUAUUGCCCAAUAUCUGUGAUAAUGACCUUCACGUCUAUAUGCAUAAAACAAUGGUAGACAGUACAUGUGUUACUGGGUUAGUACAAAUAAAGACGUAUCAGUUAAUCAA
This is a messenger RNA of Mizuhopecten yessoensis (Yesso scallop), 8899 nucleotides long. RefSeq names its product ankycorbin-like. Gene Ontology annotation, cellular component: cytoplasm. The transcript is spliced from 20 exons. The record is from RefSeq and is a predicted model, not a curated record. Lineage: Eukaryota; Metazoa; Mollusca; Bivalvia; Pectinida; Pectinidae. Bases 272 to 5866 code for a protein of 1864 amino acids. Gene Ontology annotation, molecular function: protein binding.